CACAGAGAGGAGACAUGGCGCAGAAAGGAGUUGAGCUGGACAGAGAGAGCUUCUCUUGUUCCAUCUGUCUGGAUCUCCUGAAGGAUCCGGUGACUAUUCCCUGUGGACACAGCUACUGCAUGGAGUGUAUUCAAAGCUUCUGGGGUGAAGAGGAUGAGGAGAAAAUCCACAGCUGCCCUCAGUGCAGGCAGACGUUCACAGCCAGGCCUGUCCUGGUGAAAAACACCGUGUUAGCAGCUCUGAUGGAGGAGCUGAACAGGAGCGGACUUCAAGCUGCUCCUGCUGAUCACAGCUAUGCUGGAGCUGAAGAUGUGGCCUGUGAUGUCUGCACUGGAAGAAAACUCAAAGCUUUCAAGUCCUGUUUGGUGUGUGUGGCCUCUUUCUGUGAGCAGCACCUUCAGCCUCAUUAUGAUGCAGCUCCACUAAAGAAGCACAAGCUGGUGGAUCCCUCCAAGACGCUGCAGGACAACAUGUGCUCUCGUCACGACGAGGUGAUGAAGAUGUUCUGCCGCACCGAUCAGCAGUGCAUCUGUUUCCUCUGCUCUGUGGACCAACACAAAGGCCACGACACAGUGUCAGCUGCAGCAGAGAGGACGGAGAGGCAGAGGGAGCUGGAGGAGAGUCGACAGAUCAUCCAGCAGAGGAUCCAGGACGCAGAGAAAGACGUGAAGCUGCUGGAACAGGAGGCGAAGAACAUCCAUGUCUCUGCUGAUCAGACAGUGGAGGACUGUGAGAAGACCUUCAGCCAGCUGAUCCGUCUCCUCCAGGAAAGAAGCAGAGAUGUUGAGCAGCAGGUCAGAUCCCAGCAGCAAACAGAGGUGAGUCGAGUGCGAGAGCUUCAGGAGAAGCUGGAGCAGGAGAUCGCUGAGCUGAAGAGGACAGACGGCCAGCUGGAGCAGCUCUCACACACAGAGGAUCACACAGAGUUUCUGCUCAGCUUCCCCUCACUGUCAGCUCUCAGUGAGUCCACACACUCAUCCAGCUUCCACACUGCUCCUCUCAGAUACUUUGAGGAUGUGACAGCAGCUGUGUCAGAGGCCCGAGACAAACUCCAGGACAUCCUGAGUGAAACAUGGACAAACAUCUCACUGAGAGUGACUGAAGUGGAUGUUUUACUGCCACAACCAGAGCCAACGACCAGAGCUGCUUUCUUCAGAUACUCAUGUGAACUCACACUGGAUCCAAACACAGCAAACACAUGGCUGUUAUUAUCAGAGGGAAACAGAAAAGUCACAUCCAUGUGGAAAGAACAGCUUUAUUCUGAACAUCCAGACAGAUUCACUUCAUGUUGGCAGGUUCUGAGUAGAGAGAGUCUGACUGGACGUUGUUACUGGGAGGUGGAGAUGAGAGGUAAAAUCUGCGUAGCAGUCACACACAAGAAUAUCAGUAGAGGUCCACAUUUAAGUGGUUUUGGUCUUAAUGACAAAUCAUGGGCCUUAUAUUGUUCCAACAACAGUUAUAGUUUUCAUCACAACAAAGUUGAAACUCCAGUGUCAGGUCCUCCUUCCUCCAGAGUGGGAGUGUACCUGGAUCACACAGCAGGUAUUCUGUCCUUCUACAGCGUCUCUGAGACCAUGACUCUCCUCCACAGAGUCCAGACCACAUUCACUCAGCCGCUCCUUGCUGGAGUCAGGAUUUAUGGUUAUUCUACCUCUGGAGGAAGUGCAGAGUUGAUUAAGCUGAAAUAGACUGAGGUCACAUCAGGAGCAGUGAUUUGGUUCCAUCCUGUAAUUUGACUCAUUGAGUCUCCGUCAUGGUUGCUGAGAGCUCCUUGUUGUUUUCUUUCUCCGCUGCACACAGAUCAGCUGUCAAUCAAACAGCCUUCGUCAGCACUUGUUCAUCUUUUCUUCUUCUGCUGAUGUUUGUUUCUGCAGCUUCUCCACUCUUACUUUGUCUCUCACAGCUUUGUUACAGGAACAUGACCAGAGUUUGAUUCCUUUGUGUUUAGAAAUUUUCAUCAAGUUUGGGCCAAAGAGGUUUUUCUAGAAUCCCGACAUUUGAGACAACAGAUAUGGUAUCUUUAUGGAUAUGACCUGAUUUCAUGUGCUGUGAUGUUGAUUUGAGGAGGCACCACAUUGGUUCAGUGUGAAGAUCUGGAUGUUUCAAAUCUCGUUUGUUUCAGGCUUUUCCGAGUCCUUUUGUUUGAGGCGUGAUCUAUUAAUCUGGAAGAAUUUCAAACAAAUCAUUUGUAUUUUGAAGCAGACAGGAGCAGUUGUUUUUCCAUGUGAUCUCUGGAUGAUUUGUUUUCCUCUUGUUUUGUCUUCAAGAUAUUGACAAGUGAUUAUUUCCUUGAUUUGCAUCUUGUACAUCGUAUCUGUUUUCCCUCUGUUGGAGAGUGUGAGUGGGUUGUGAAUGCUGAUCCAUUUUUGUGGAACUGUAAUUCUUUAAAAAUGCAAUACUAAAUAUAAAUUUUAAAAAGGGAAUUAUUUGUUAAGAGAUGGAAACUUGAGUUUUUUCUAAAAGUUUAAUGAAUACUAUUUUGACAUAUUUUGAAACAUUUUCCAUUUUCUCAAAGUUCAGUGAGGAAGAUGUGAUAAUUAAUGAAAUGUUUUCUUUCUGUACUGAUUGAUCAAGCACUCUGAAUAAAAGUGAUUAAAAUGCU
Salarias fasciatus (jewelled blenny) is the source of this 2602-nucleotide messenger RNA. Its product is annotated as tripartite motif-containing protein 16-like. Lineage: Eukaryota; Metazoa; Chordata; Actinopteri; Blenniiformes; Blenniidae. The record is from RefSeq and is a predicted model, not a curated record. The transcript has a single exon. The coding region runs from base 15 to 1688 and encodes 557 amino acids. Gene Ontology annotation, molecular function: zinc ion binding; protein binding.